UUUUUUUUGAAAUGCCCGAAUGGAGUGCGCAUAUGUCACCGAGGGGCCCUCAGAAAGGCGAAGGUAUUUGUCCUCCCCAUGCUAGUGGGUGGCAGUGGUGGGUGUGGGUGUGCGGUGAGCAGAGAGAGGCUCUGGGGCUCUGGGCCGGUGAGCCCGAGCGCUCCCCCUCGGCGCCCUACAAAUACCCCGCCGCUGCCGCUCCUCUUCUUAUCGUGUGACCUCCCCCGAUCUGGAGCUGAAGUGCUUGACGCCUUCCGCUUCCACUUCCACGGCAGCACGAGCCUUCUUCUCCUUCUCGCUUAGCGGCUAUAGCGCCAGCCAAAGGAGAAGUCUGCGGGCGAGUGCGAUAGAUAGACACAGAGAAACCGAUAGAUCAUCAAAAAACGAGCGAAAAAAUCGGUCCAAACCCCAGGCCGGACGCGCGUUAGAGUCUCCAAAGCUUAUCCUUCCAUCCACUCCCCGCAGCCAGCUUCUCUUCUCGUUCCCGGUUAUAUUAAUAACGCGGCGGCGUGCUCUGCUUCCUCCGGUUUGCUCUGCCCUGCUUCCUAAACACAAACGCGCUCUGCACCAAGAACUAUAUACAACGUAGAAACUAGCCGCGCCGUCACUCCCUUUUGUGGCAACCUGCAGCACGCACUUGCUGAGACAGGGGUAGCCUUGCUAUAGGCUAGCUAGUGUCACUUGCCGAGGACAAGCAAGCAGGCCGGGGAGACAUGGCACUGACAGUGUUCGAGACCACCGAGCAGCAGCUCCUCCCGUGCCAGCAGGCCGUCGAGCAGGGCGCUGGCGAUGGCGGGGCCGCCGCUGCGGGCGCCGAGAAGGCUACCGUCACGCUGAAGGAGACGGACCGCGGCGGCGACGACGACCGGCCGGAGAGGGACGACAUAUGGAACAUGAUUCAGGCGCAGAAGCCGCCGCCGCCCGCCGCGCCCAGGCAGGCGCCGUACGUGCACCCGCUCGUGCGCCGCUCGUCCAGCCUGCUCACCCAGAAGAGCCUGGAGAUCUGCACCGAGAGCCUGGGCUCGGAGACCGGCUCGGACGGCUUCUCCGACGCCGACGGCUCCGCGACCGAGCACUCGUGCCAGGGCUCCGACGACGAGCGCGGGGAGGGGGAGGAGGAGGAGGAGGAGGUGGUGGCCCAACGCGCGGCCCCGCCCAGGGCGUUCCCGCCGCCGCUGCCGUCCCUGGCGCGGCGCAAGGUGGAGUCUACCAUGGAGAUGAGGCAGAAGCGCCAGGACGGCCGCCUGCUCGUCAAGGUCGUGCCCGUGGCGUCGUCCACCCUGUUCCGCGCGCAGCGCCGCGGCGGCCGCCUUCUCCUGUCGUUCGCGGACACGGCCGCCCCCGCGCCCGCGCCCGCCUCGGAUGAGCCGGAGACCGAGCAGCAGGCCGACGAGGAGGACGACGAGGAGGACGAGGUCGAGGUCGUGGACAGGGGCACCGUGGUGGAGGUGAAGGUGAGCGCGCAGCCGCAGGCGCGCAGCGGGAGGGGCCCGCGGGUGCACCGCUCCGCGCUCGUCAUCAACAAGUUCGUGGGCGCCGAGCCGGUCACCUCCUGCGAGAUCGACGGCGACGGCGACGGCGCCACGGCUCCGCAGCACCCGGUGGCCAGGCGCUCCACUGGGUCCACCACCACAGCGGUCGCGGCCCUGGCAGCGGCCUCGGCGCUGAGCGCGGCCGCAGCGCCGCCGGACAGUGGCGACGACGCCGUCCCCGGCGCCACGUGCGGCGAGAACAAGCUCCUGAUGACGGCGAAGCGGCACAGCAGCAAGGAGGAGCUGAUGAAGCACAUGCGCCGGUGCAGCGGCCAGCUCAGCCCGUCGCUUUUCGUCUGGGAGGGGUGCAUCGCAACCUCCUCCUGAACGCCGCACCGCAGCCCAGUCCACGCGCCCGCCAUCGCCCAUCCGUUCCGUUCCAUGCAUGCUUUCGACCUGCUGCUGUUUGUUUGCUCUGUUGGUUUUGUAACGUUCGUAACGUAGUGCUGUCGUUGUUGCUCGCAAGUGAUGAUCGUCACGUCACGUGAUUGGCUUAGCUGUGUGUGUGAGAGAGGUGAGGGAGGGACAGAGAGCUAGCACUAUUGGUUUGGCAUGCCACCUUGUGCGUGCCCUGCUUAUUGCAUCUACUACUCUACCACCAUUUUACAUUUGCAUUUGCACGCUGCUGCUGCUGCUGCUUCUAGUGACCGUUGUUCAGUAAUAAGAUGGACUAUCUUAUGGCCAA
Molecule: messenger RNA, 2217 nt
Organism: Zea mays
Lineage: Eukaryota; Viridiplantae; Streptophyta; Magnoliopsida; Poales; Poaceae
Product: protein FAF-like, chloroplastic
Exons: 1
Coding region: 714-1859 (381 amino acids)
Source: RefSeq, a predicted model, not a curated record